Messenger RNA from Tympanuchus pallidicinctus (lesser prairie-chicken), 2980 nucleotides. RefSeq names its product leucine rich repeat containing 10B (gene LRRC10B). The transcript has a single exon. Bases 133 to 936 code for a protein of 267 amino acids. The record is from RefSeq and is a predicted model, not a curated record. NCBI's taxonomy places the organism in Eukaryota, Metazoa, Chordata, Aves, Galliformes, Phasianidae. Gene Ontology annotation, molecular function: protein binding.
GGGUUGGUUCUGCGCUGAGAGGGCGUGGCCUAGGAGCCCGAGGGCGUGGCCUAGGAGCCCAGGGGCGUGGCCCUCGGCCCCGCCCCCAGCUGUACUGCGUUGCUCGGGUGCCGGUGUCUUCAGUCGGAGGCGAUGGGCAGCGGCGGCUCCACGUGUCCCAUUUCGGCUGAGGGCCCGGCGGGCGUGGAGCAGCGCCUGGAGGCUCGGGGCGGGCAGCUGCCCCCGGCGCUGUGGGCACAGCGUGGGCUUCGCAAGCUGUACCUGAGCGGUGCCGGGCUGCGUGACGUGCCGGCCGAGCUGGCGUCCCUGCGGCAUCUCCGCACGCUGGCGCUGGAUGGCAACGAACUGAUGGAGGUCCCCGAGGCCCUGUGCCAACUGCCCUGCCUGGCGUACCUCUACCUGGGCCGCAACGGGCUGCAGGGCUUGCCGCCUGCCUUCAGCCACCUGCAGAGCCUGCGCUGCCUCUGGCUGGAGGGCAACUUCGUGGGUCGCUUCCCCCACGCCCUGCUGGGCCUGCCCGGCCUGCGCAGCCUGCAACUGGGAGACAACCGUCUGGCACGCCUGCCCUCCUGCCUGCCCCGCAUGGCCGGCCUGCAGGGCCUCUGGCUGUACGGCAACCGUUUCCAGCACUUUCCCCCGGUGCUGCUGCGCAUGACUCAGCUCCGCAUCCUUGACCUCGAUCGCAACCGCAUUGCCCGCUUCCCUGACCUGCAGUGCCUGGCCGGCCUCUCCCUGCUCUCCUAUGACCACAACCCCGUGCGGCAGCCGCCCUGCGUGGCUGACACGGUGCGGCUGGUGGGCAGCGGGGCCGUGGAGUACAUGGAGGCGCGGGAGGAGCGGCUGCGGGAGCAGCAGCAACUUGAGGAAGAGGAGGCGGAAGGCACUGGGACGAUCCCGCGGGAUGAUGGAUCCCCGCUGCUGCAGGACGCGCCGUGAGGGAUUGUGGAGACGCUGAGCACCAGAUCUGAGGAGCUCAGGGUGCCUUGGAGCAUCCCAAAUAGACACAGGGCUCAGUUUUUGGAUGGAGGAAGCGUCACUCCACUCUGACUGUGCGACGCCUCUGUCCCAAGAAUGAGCAGUGCAGCACUGGGUACCUUUUAUGGUACGUCCUCGGUGGAUUCUCUGUGCUCCUGGCUCCUUGGCUGAGGAGGGAGAAGGAGUCACUGGUCCCACUGCCCAUUGAGUUUUGGGAUGGACACACAAAGUUCUUCUGCGUGCUGAGCUCCCGUUCUCCAGAUUUUUGGAAGAAGGCAAUGGAAAACCUCACCUGCAGCCUUCACCAUGCAGAGGAGCUCCAUGCCGUGCCUUAGAAGAAGUACUGAGGCUCACGGUCCACAGCUGUGUUUGGCAAUAAAAAGCACAAAUCUGGUGUGAGAAAAGCAGUGGGGUCAGUUCUCAGGGCAGGGGGGUUGUUGGGGAAGGGCUAUGAGUGCAGUGCGUGGCCUUAUUCUGAUUUGUGUGUCGGGAUGCAACCCCAUCCCUAAGCUCUUGGGCUCACUGGCUGCACAUCCACUGCUAAUUGCAGGGGGUUGGGGUUGGAGGCCAGCAGCCAGCCCGCGUGCCUUCCACGUCCUUUUUCCUUUACAGCUAUUUUCUGGGCUGCAGGGAAGCAGUGGGAUGCCUGGGAGUGCUGGCAGCCCUGCAACAAUGGGGGUUGAUAAAACCUAAUGUGGGGCUUUGGUUGCCUUUUUGGAGUCUGGGUCUGCCCCUGGGGAACAGGGGCAGGGCACAGAAUUCGGGUGGUCCUGAGUGUCACCAGCCUGUGCCUACAGCUUGUGAUGCUUGCAGAGGUCUCCCUGCCUUUCCAAUGCCUUUUCCCCCCUGCAUUCUAAUUCCCCAUCCCUCUCAGCUUUGGGAUAUGUGCUGGGAUGGGGCUGGGAUCCAGGACCUGCUGCAGGCAUCGGAAGUGUUUUGGGUGCCGGCCCCGUUGCAGUGCAUCAUCCAUACGUCUGUCUCUAUAUAUAUCCCUCUCCGCCUGCUCACAGAUCCCCAUACGUGUUUUGCAGCUGGGAACGUGCUGCUAUUUCCAUCUGCUCCCGCUGACUGCAGGCGCUGGGGAUCACUGCGGAGAUGCCACAGGAAUCCAGGCUCUGCCGUAGCCCUGCUGCUACCAAGGGCUCCACGCUGCCAAAAUUUUGAGCUGUGGCUCAGCAGGGUGCAGCCCUAAGCCAGUGGCACCAGGGAGCUGCUUUGUCCCCUGUUCUGGCACUCGAGAGGAGCCAUGUUCCCAAGGUGCCGACUGCAUCGCUCUCUGCCAGCCCUGCAUCUGGAAUUUCUUUCAUUUAUUCAAGAGCAGCGUCCGCACAAUUAUUUAUCACAGCAACCUGAGCCUCGACCAUGCUGCCAGGCUGCCGUGUUUCCCCUGUGCUGGGGACAGGCGCUGUGCUGGGCAUGGUAGCUUUGUGCCCUGUGUGUACAGAACCUCCUGGGGGAAACAAGCCCAAAUCUCACCCUGUAACCCAUCCCAAGGAUCAUCCACAACCCAUCCGCAAACCCAUCUUAAAAUCUAUUCCCUAAACACAUACCCAAAACCCCAUCCCCAAACCCAUCUUUAAAUCUGUUCCCUAAACCCAUUCCCAAAACCCCAUUCCCUUACCCCAUCAUCUUUAAAUCUGUUCCCUACCCCUAUUCCCAGGCCCCAUCCCAAAACCCCAUCCCCAACCCGUUCCCAAACCCCAUCCCCAAACCCUGUCCCCAUCCCCCAUCCCCAUACUCCAUAACCAACCUCAUCCCCAACCCAACCCCAAGCCCUGACCCCAAUCCAUCCCCAAUCCCAUCCCCAAGCCAUUCCAAACCCACCCCCAUCCCAUCCCAACAGGGAAUGUUCAGCGUUGUGGGGGAUGAUCAAUGUUGGGGGUGACACUCAGUGCUUGGGGAUUUGCUGUGUGCUUGAGGGCGUGCACAACACAUGCAGGUGACACUGUGACCUCCCUUGCCCCCCACCCCAUAAAGAUAAGGAACACGGGCAGAUUCACACAGU